AUGGUUUUAAGGGAGUUCUGCGCAGAGGGCUAUGAGCGGAUCCCAGACGCCGUGGCUGCAGGGGUACAGCGUGUUGAACUUUGUGCCUGCCUAGAUGUUGGUGGUGUCACCCCGUCCGCAGAGACGAUCCAGAAGACAGUGGAGUACUGCCACUCUAGAAAUGUUGUGGUAAUGGUUAUUAUACGCUGUAGGGGAGGCAAUUUUUAUUACACCGAUGAUGAAUUUCAAAUAAUGCGGGAAAGUGUGAUACUGGCAAAGCGCUUGGAAGCAGACGGUGUUGUUGUUGGCGCCAUUGAUGCGCUUGGUAAUGUAGAUUCUCGGAUCAAAAUGUUGGUGUCUGCUGCUGAAGGGAUGUCUCUGACGUUUCACAUGGCUUUUGAUGAAAUUCCCGUCGAAAAGCAAUUUGACGCCAUUGAUGUCUUAGCAGCGUACGGAUUUCAUCGUAUUCUAACCCAUGGUGGAGCUGCAGGUACCACUAUUGAACAAAAUAUGCAUCGCCUGAAAAAUAUGGUUGCAUAUGCAAAAAAUAGAAUAUCUAUUAUGCCUGGGGGUGGGGUGACGACCUCCAAUGUUGACAGAAUUGUCAGAGAUUUAGCCGUCACCGAAGUUCACGGAACACGGAUUGUGAAAUUUGUCCAAUCAUCUAUAUAG
Trypanosoma rangeli is the source of this 651-nucleotide messenger RNA. RefSeq names its product copper homeostasis protein. The coding region runs from base 1 to 651 and encodes 216 amino acids. Gene Ontology annotation, molecular function: copper ion binding. The record is from RefSeq and is a predicted model, not a curated record. The transcript has a single exon. NCBI's taxonomy places the organism in Eukaryota, Euglenozoa, Kinetoplastea, Trypanosomatida, Trypanosomatidae.